AUGAAGUCGGAACAAGAUGACCAGAACGGCAACAAUGGCGCCAGGCCGACCACCCCUCUACGCUCAAUGCGUGCCUUCCCGGCUGCCCCUCCUGUCCUGAACCCCAAUGGGAUUCACUUUCAGCCCCAGCUGCCCUCCACCCAGUUUGGACCUAUGACCCAGACGUACAUCCCUCGUCGGGAUCCCCCUAGCAUGGCUUAUUUCGCUGGCCCGGCUGCUGGUUUUCCUCAGGUCACCGGUCAAGACACUCACUUGUGCCAGAUGGGUGGUUACGCCCUCCAAGGAGGCUACAUGAUGGGUCCUCAGGGACCUGUGGUGUCGUCCCCCGCCAGCGUCACCAUGCCUGCCAUGCCCGCCAUGCCCGGCGCUGGUAUGCCUGCCAUGGGCAUGUUUGGCCCUCAAGGUGGUCCCAUUCCGCCCAGCUUCCCCGGCGCCGGCAUUGCCUACUCUCGGAUGCAGCCGGGCAUGAAUCCGUUGAUGCAGAUGCCGAACGGUCACGGCCACCAAGCUUUCCCUGGUAGCCCAACUCCUGAUGCGCAGCCUCCUCACGUCCACUUUGAGCCUGCCUUGGGCAUUGGCCUCACUCAGAGCGAGCGAUUGGCUGCUGACAUUGAGCAUGCCAAGCAGGAGGGAUGCUUCGAGCCUCAGGACUUUAUGCCGGCCAACAGGGACCCGUACAAGGAGUGGUGGGUGGAGGAGGUGGAUGGCCAUUGGGGUCUCUACCAGCGUCGUCAGAUUGAUCGGCUCAAGCACAAGUGGUAUGUGAGGGAUGGUUGGUUUUAUGCCAAGCGUCUUGAGGCUCCUCCUGAUGUCUAG
Podospora pseudocomata is the source of this 816-nucleotide messenger RNA. RefSeq lists its product as uncharacterized. The transcript is spliced from 2 exons. NCBI's taxonomy places the organism in Eukaryota, Fungi, Ascomycota, Sordariomycetes, Sordariales, Podosporaceae. The record is from RefSeq and is a predicted model, not a curated record. Bases 1 to 816 code for a protein of 271 amino acids.